AUGAUAAAAGUAUUUGAUGCAUCAUCAAAGCCACCUACUCCUUCCUAUGGUCUUCUAGCCAUCGUGUACGAUAAUGAUGUGCCUCUAGCUAACAUCGAUAAAGCUGCUACCCUAUAA
This is a messenger RNA of Echinococcus granulosus, 117 nucleotides long. RefSeq lists its product as hypothetical. NCBI's taxonomy places the organism in Eukaryota, Metazoa, Platyhelminthes, Cestoda, Cyclophyllidea, Taeniidae. The coding region runs from base 1 to 117 and encodes 38 amino acids. The record is from RefSeq and is a predicted model, not a curated record. The transcript is spliced from 2 exons.